AAGCCUCCGUUCAGGGGGGCACAAGCUGGGCUCCGGUGACGCGCGCGCGGGGGGCGUUGGUUGGCCGCUCCAGCGCCACCGGAAUGCCAUGGGGGACCUGGUCGCUGGCGGCGCUCGCGGUGGCGCUGAGGCUGUGCCCGGGCGCCGCGGAGCGCGAGGAGCUCUUGCUGCUUCAGUCGAAGAGCUCGCGCACGGAGAGGACGAAGAGCACGUGGCACAGCGAGUGGGAUUUGGCGAGAAUCCCAGGGGAGCAGAAGAUCCCCUUGGGCGAGGAGUUGGAACUCAGCUUCUUUAGCGUGGUUCCCACCUUUGGCCAGGAUGGAAACUUCAUUGCGUUGCUUCACUUCAACUCCUGGAAGAUUGCCGAGUACCUGAAGGACGAGAAGCAUCGAUUGUUUUGCUCGGGCGCCAACCGGUCGCACGUGACGCCGCUGCGCGUCUACGGCCCGCGGCGGAACGUGUCUGAGGAGAAGCACGGCUUGAACUUCCUCUGUGACUGGCCAGCGGCCGAAGCCCACCUGGAACGCUUCGAGGUCUUCUUGGAGGACGCCACUGGAAAGGCGCUCGGUAGUGUGCUGGCCGAGCGAAAAGACGGGCUGCUGCAGCAGUAUCGUAGUGCGGCCUGUGUGCGAGACGUCUUCUUCAACAAUGAGAGUAGCUUCAAUCAUGCUUACAAGAUGUUGCCAGAAUGGCUGGAGUAUUCACGGCUACAUGGCAUCGAGCACUUCUUCAUGUACACCUUUGGAGAGGUGGAUCCCACCAUGAGGCACAUGCUGGAGGUGUAUCUCGCCAAGGGUUGGGCGUCCCGGAUCCACUUCGAGCGCUACCCGGACACGGUCGAGCGCCAGCAUGCGAUCAUGGAGGAUUGCCUCUACCGUGCCAAAGGCCACGUUCAGUGGCUGCUGCCCUCCCUGGACCUCGACGAGUUCCUGCGGCCCGGCAACGCCACGCAGCUCGCGCAGCUCUGGGGCUCUGCGUCGGUUCCGCAGGACUACCUGCGCAGCGUGUGGGAUGAGAUCGUCAGGCACGAGGGGAAGAAGACUGGUAAGGUCAGGAGCAUCAGCUUUGAUCUGUAUCGCUACCAGCGCGCUCCGCCGAAUCAGCUGGAGAUGUUCUCCGAGAAGCGCUCGCCGCUGAACGGAGGUUCCCCACUGCCCAAGUAUGCGGCCAACGUGAGGAAGGUGCAGAGCUUGUGGGUCCAUUGGCCCCAAGUCUACGAGGAGUCCACCCUAGAUCUUCGUGUCAACAAGUCCAUCUUGGUGGCCAACCACUACAAGAGCAAGAAGAAAGAUGGAAAGAUGAUUGGAUGUGAGGGCAAACCCCUCCUCACAUUAAAGGUUGCCUUUGCUCCUUUGCUAGGCCGCGAGCCUUGCGGCGCUCAGGCAGCCGAAGCCACGAUGGGAGGAGGAUGAAAGAUAGAAUGUCCAAGAGGAAUUGCAGUGCAUCGCCCCAUCUACAGCCAUCCGGGAAAGCGGUAACCCUUACCAUCAUGUGCCGCAUGUGUUGGCUGCCUUCGGUUGCGCACUGACUUGAAGCUGUGUCCGACUUUGUGUUUCUUCUCGGUGCUCACCAAAGCCGGGCACCACGGCCCAAUGAAGCUGGGUAGGUGGGUGCGGUGCCAAGUGGGGUGACAGCGGCGGGCUCCAAGUUGCACGCCGAGGAAGACCUUCCCCAUCUUCGACAGCGCGCUUCGCGGCGACGCAGUGGUGGUGGCUGAGCGGCUGCGGCAUCGCUUCGGCAAAGAUGUGGCACAGCUGCUGGAGGGCUUGGCAGCUACAAGGCCUUUGGCCUCAGGCCAAUGAAGGGGUGGGUGGUUUGGUGGUUUGGUGGAAAGGGCGUGGGUUGGAUUGAGUUGGUUCAAAGUUUUUACCCGUGUUGUUGUUGUUGUUGUUGCCAUGAGGAACGACCCGCUGAUGUGCGAAAUGAAGGCACUUCACGGCUCAGCAGUAUGGAUGCUUGUGGCAGGAAGACUGAAAGCUCAUUCACAACAACGAUCACGAGCAGCACAAGAACUUCAGGACAUAGCAUAUCCCCGCCGUCCAGGGAACCGCCGCCAUUGAGAGACAUUCUCUGUGGCGCUCUUUUGGGUGCGCAGCUGAUCAAUGACAGCUGCUGGUGCUGGGCCAAUGCAGGCCUCUUAUGCACCUUGUGGGCCUUGCUGGGACGAUCCAGCUUUUCUCUUGAUGAUUUUGGCUCUCAACUACGACCUGUUCGAGCCUUCCUUCAUCGAUUACAGACCAUGCCGGGGACAAGCGUGGCUCUUUCAUUCCCUGACCUCCUCAGUCAUGCGGCUCAGAAGUGUAUGCCUCGGGAUGUUGGGGAGUUCGUUUCAGAACUUGUGGAUUGGCUGGAAUCUCAAGCCAUUUCCAUGACAUGGGAGAGACGAUUCACUGCUGGUUCAAAAGUUGAGCGCCCAGAAGCUGGCACGUGGCAGCAUCCCAUUGCAUUGGACUGUUUGUAUGAGUUGGAUAUCCCUACACCUACCAUGACACAGCUUUUGCAGCCAUGGAUUCAUGCAGAAUCAAUGCGGUCAGCCUUCACUUCGGUUGGCACUUUGAAAUGCAUUUACAUUGACAGAUCUGUCAUGCUGAUGCCUGCCCUAGGUCACAACAACCUGAUCGAGUUGGAGGACGAGCUUUUCUUGCCCUUCUUCAC
Molecule: messenger RNA, 2655 nt
Organism: Durusdinium trenchii
Lineage: Eukaryota; Dinophyceae; Suessiales; Symbiodiniaceae
Source: the annotation of a GenBank genome assembly